Acipenser ruthenus (sterlet) is the source of this 5057-nucleotide messenger RNA. RefSeq names its product peregrin-like. NCBI's taxonomy places the organism in Eukaryota, Metazoa, Chordata, Actinopteri, Acipenseriformes, Acipenseridae. The record is from RefSeq and is a predicted model, not a curated record. Gene Ontology annotation, molecular function: protein binding. Gene Ontology annotation, cellular component: MOZ/MORF histone acetyltransferase complex. Gene Ontology annotation, biological process: regulation of transcription by RNA polymerase II. The transcript has 17 exons. Bases 1085 to 4987 code for a protein of 1300 amino acids.
AUUUUACAUCCUAUCUACUGUACAAAACUAUAUCGAUAAAUAAAAUAAACUGGAAAAUGACACUGUUUUUAAUGUCAGCUCAGCAGAUUCGCCGCGAAACUAUCCGUCAAUACGAGUUAGUUAACACAAUAAAAAAAAACAGCAGGGUAGUUUAGAAUAUAAAAUAUGCAUAUAUUAAAAUAGCAUGUAUGAAUACGCUAUUCGCAUGUUUUAUUAAAUAUAUUAUAUAUACAUGAGGAAAGUGCGAAUCGUGUUCGGUGUUUAAAAUCGCACGAAACAGAUUCGUCACUUUGGCAAAAAACCGCCGGGACUAAAAUAAAUAAAUAAAUAAAAUUAAAUUAAAUAUUAUCUUUAAAAAAACAAACAAGCCCAGUAUGUUUUAUUUUGACUUUGUACGGUUAAUGCCGUGCUGCUUUGUUGAUUUUGAAAGGUAGAAACGGUUAUUCUCGAAAGUGCUGGCUCGCUUCUUCGUUGCAUGCUGCAGCUCCGCUUUUGUUCAUCCCAGAAACGCUUUCAAUGAAAAUCAAGCACAUUUUAAAAUUACUUUAUUAUUUAUUUAAAAAGAAACCACGGGAGUAUAGGCGGGCCCCAGACGUCACAUUUCCAGAUUCAAGGUUAACAGUUUUCUAGAAUUGAAUAAAAAGCGACGCAGAAACAGCGGGGGUCUGUCCUGCUGUGUUAGUGAUCUGCACAUCUCUCUCAACUGAACUGAAUAUUCAUCCACAGAGUUACCUGCCAAGUAACCUGCAGUUCUUACUUGAAGUUACCAAACAAACUUCGUGUGUUAUUAUUUUUUGGGCGGAGGGGAGGGUCGAAGUGGAAAAACACGACAUGAUGAGAAGUUGACGGGUUUUACUGCCUUCUUUGACCACCCCUGUUUUUUGUUUCACUUCACACUGAUAAAAUAAAUUGUAGACUCAUUUUUUGGAGGGGAGUUCUAGUUAAAAAACGGUACUUGAGAUAGCAAAAAAAAAAAAGUUCUGACGUGACUAAGGGGAAAGAAGAGAGAGGGGAGAUGACUCGUUUGUUGAACUUGAAGCUGAUGUAACCCGCUGCAGCCACAGUCGUCGCCGCCGUUGCAGCAAUGGGUCUGGACUUCGACGUGAAGACGUUCUGCCACAACCUGCGGGCCACGAAGCCCCCGUACGAGUGCCCGGUGGAGACCUGCCGCAAGAUCUACAAGAGCUACAGCGGCAUUGAGUACCACCUGUACCACUACGACCACGACAACCCCCCUCCUGCCCAGGGCACCCCGCUGCGCAAGCCCAAGAAGAAGGGGCGCCAGUCCCGCGGGGGGGCAGGAGGAGGAGGAGGGGGCUCCACGCCCGGGGGGGGGGACCAGCCCAGCCCAGCCCACUCAGAACUCUCCCAGUCCCCCAGCAGAGAGACCAUGACCUACGCACAGGCGCAGAGGCUGGUGGAGGUAGACAUCCAGGGCAAGGUGCACAGGAUCAGCAUCUUCGAGAACCUGGACGUCGUUUCGGAAGAGGAAGGAGAGUCCGAGGAGCCCUCCGGGGGGCAGGGGGGCGUGGGGGGAGGGGGUGGGGGGGAUUCAGCAGGUGCAAAAGACAGGCCCGACACCCCUGCGGCCAAUUCGGGCAACUCGGGAGCCAGCGGGGGCAAAGGCACCAACACCACCCCCAAACCGGGCAAGCACAAGAGCAAGGAGAAGAAGAAGGAGGCCUCGGGGCACCAUCACCACCACUACCACAGUGCCUCCUCUGGACCGGCGGUCAAACUGCCUGAGGUGGUGUACAGGGAGCUGGAGCAGGACACACAGGACGCACCCCCAAGACCUGCCUCCUACUACAGGUACAUUGACAAGUCUGUGAAGGAGCUGGACGAGGAGGUGGAGUACGACAUGGACGAGGAAGAUUACAUCUGGCUGGACAUCAUGAACGACAAGCGGCACGCUGAGGGGGUGCUGUCCAUCCCCCAGGAGGUCUUCGAGUACCUCAUGGACCGGCUGGAGAAGGAGUCCUACUUCGAGAGCCACAACAAGGCGGACCCCAGCGCCCUCAUCGACGAGGACGCCGUGUGCUGCAUCUGCAACGACGGCGAGUGCCAGAACAGCAACGUCAUCCUGUUCUGCGACAUGUGCAACCUGGCCGUGCACCAAGAGUGCUACGGGGUGCCCUACAUCCCCGAGGGCCAGUGGCUGUGCCGGCGGUGCCUGCAGUCCCCGUCCCGCGCGGUGGACUGCGCGCUCUGCCCCAACAAGGGCGGCGCCUUCAAGCAGACGGACGACAGCGGCUGGGCGCACGUGGUGUGCGCGCUGUGGAUCCCGGAGGUCUGCUUCGCCAACACGGUGUUCCUGGAGCCCAUCGACAGCAUCGAGCACAUCCCCCCCGCGCGCUGGAAGCUGACCUGUUACAUCUGCAAGCAGCGCGGCUCCGGAGCCUGCAUCCAGUGCCACAAAGCCAACUGCUACACGGCUUUCCAUGUGACCUGCGCACAGCAGGCAGGGCUCUACAUGAAGAUGGAGCCCGUGAGGGAGACGGGGGCCAACGGCACGUCGUUCAGCGUGAGGAAGACUGCGUACUGCGACAUCCACACCCCGCCCGGCUCGGCGCGCCACCCCGCCUCGGCCCCCACCUCGGCCGGGGCGCUGUCCCUCAGCGAGGGGGACCCCGAGGACGAGGAGGAGCCCCACGAGGAGGAGGGCAAGGGGUGGAGCUCGGAGAAGGUGAAGAAGGCCAAGGCCAAGUCACGCAUCAAGAUGAAGAAGGCGCGCAAGAUCCUGGCGGAGAAGAGAGCGGCCGCGCCCGUGGUGUCCGUGCCGUGCAUCCCCCCGCACAGGCUCAGUAAGAUCACAAGCCAGCUGACCCUGCCGCGGAAGAGCCAGUUCAUGCAGCGGCUGCACAGCUACUGGACUCUGAAGAGACAGUCUCGCAACGGCGUGCCGCUCCUGCGCCGGCUGCAGACGCACCUGCAGUCCCAGCGCCACCCCGAGCAGGACAGCGAUGAGAAGGACAGCUCCUUGGAGAGUAGAGUGGUUUUUCCUAGGGAGGGUGACGAGAAGCAGAGCGACCUGAAAGAGCAGCUCAAGUCCUGGCAGAGACUGCGGCACGACCUGGAGAGAGCCAGACUGCUGGUGGAGCUGAUCCGCAAGAGAGAGAAAAUCAAACGAGAGUCGAUCAAGGUGCAGCAGCUUGCCAUGGAGGUGCAGCUGACUCCCUUCCUGAUCCUGCUCAGGAACACUCUGGAGCAGCUGCAGGACAAGGACACCAGCAACUUCUUCACUGACCCUGUGCCGCUGGCAGAGGUGCCAGACUAUCUGGACCACAUCAAGAAGCCGAUGGACUUCCAGACGAUGUUGGUCAGCCUGGAGGCUCACGAGUACCGCAGCUUCGAGCAGUUCGAGGAGGACUUUGGGCUCAUUGUCAACAACUGCCUCAAGUACAAUGCCAAGGACACGGUGUUCUACCGGGCCGCGGUGAGGCUCCGUGAGCAGGGGGGCGCACUGCUGAGGCAGGCCAGGAGGCAGGCAGACAAGAUCGGCAUCGACUUCGAGACGGGGCUGCACCUGCCCAAACCCCCCGCCGCAGAGGGGCAGCGCGGCCAGCUGGGCCUGGAGGAUGCAGACCUGCUGCUCCCAGAGAACCGCAGGCGGCUGCCCCUGUGCGAGCAGCUCAAGGUCCUGCAGGAGAAGCUGGACGAGGUGAGCGCUGGGAAGCACAGCAUCGGCCGCUCGCGGCGCGCCAAGGCUCUGAAGAAGGAGAUGACGGUGAUCAAGCGCAAGCUGGCACACCAGAGAGAAGGGGGUGGGAUGGGGGGCCGGGAGGGGGGCGACCGCGGGCAAGGGGUCGCCCCCCCCUCAUCGCACCACCACCACCGUCAUCACCACAACCCCCUCCCUGGCAACGGCACCACCGGAACUGGCACGGGCAGCAGCAGCAAGGAGCUCCGUCGGCUCUCUGACCAGGAGGGGGAGGAGAGCAGCAGCCAUGAGAUGGGGGGAGCAGGGGGGUCCUCCUCUUCCUCCGCUCUGGCCCCAGAAGUGGGGCGUCGCACCUCGGUCCUCUUCUCUAAGAAGAAUCCCAAGACCGCGGGGCCCCCAAAGAGGCCAGGGAGGCCCCCGAAGAACCGGGACAGCCAGGGUGCCCCCGGCUGCCGCCCUAGCCCCAUCGGGCCCCCCCGGCUGCCCCUGCUCUCCGGCCCCCGCCAGAGGAAGAGGGUGCGAAGCCCCCGGAGCAGCUCAAGCUCGGACAGUGAGAGUCAGGAGAGCAGCGAGGACCUCCACCUGGGUCUCCCCUCCAAUGGGUUUGACGGGGGCAGUCAGCCAGUGACGGAGAGUUUCCGCGUGUAUCGAAACGAACGCAGCCUCCCACGCAGCUCCUCCGACUCGGAGUCGAGCACCAGCACCAGCAGCAGCGCCGCCUCCGACCGUACCAGCACCACUCCCUCCAAGCAGGGUCGCGGCAAGCCCUCGUUCUCCCGGGUGAACUUCCCAGAGGACAGCAGCGAGGAGACGUCGGGGACGGAGAACGAGUCCUACUCCGCGGGAGGGGGGCGCGGAGUCUCUCUCGGCAUGGUCCGUUCGGGUCGCGGACGGUCCUGUUGGAUGUCUCCCGAUGAGUACAGCCCGCUUCACUCUCUGGACCUGGUGUGGGCAAAGUGCCGGGGCUACCCCUCCUACCCCGCACUGAUCAUUGAUCCGAAGAUGCCUCGGGAGGGGAUGUUCCAUCAUGGCGUCCCGAUCCCGGUGCCCCCCCUCGACGUGCUCAAACUGGGGGAGCAGAUGAGCCAGGAGUCCCGAGAGCACCUCUACCUCGUGCUGUUCUUCGACAACAAGAGGACCUGGCAGUGGCUGCCGCGCACCAAGCUGGUUCCCCUGGGGGUUGACCAGGAGCUGGACAAGCUGAAGAUGCUGGAGGGGAGGAAGAGCAACAUCCGGAAAUCUGUGCAGGUGGCUUACCACCGAGCCAUGCAGCACCACAACAAAGUGCAGGGAGAGCAGAGCAGCGACUCGAGCGACACGGACUAGGGGAGGGGAGCCUGCACACAUGGACGAGGGGAGGCGAGGGGAGCCUGCACACACGGGCGAGGGGAGGCGA